Vespa velutina is the source of this 2103-nucleotide messenger RNA. Its product is annotated as tubulin delta chain-like. The transcript is spliced from 2 exons. Gene Ontology annotation, biological process: mitotic cell cycle; microtubule cytoskeleton organization. Bases 487 to 1809 code for a protein of 440 amino acids. NCBI's taxonomy places the organism in Eukaryota, Metazoa, Arthropoda, Insecta, Hymenoptera, Vespidae. Gene Ontology annotation, molecular function: GTP binding; structural constituent of cytoskeleton. Gene Ontology annotation, cellular component: cytoplasm; microtubule. The record is from RefSeq and is a predicted model, not a curated record.
AUACGUAUUUUUUGUUAAUCAUUUUUAUUAAUUAUCGUUACGUAUUAUAUACAAAUAUUAUAUUGUUAGUAUCUUUAUUAUUUAUUUAAAAAAUAUAUAAUACAUACAGUAAGAGACUUAAGUAUUUGUACAGUACAAUAUGUAUUUCCAUAUUCUUAUUAUAAAUACAAAUAUUUAAAUCCCCUACUGUAUAUAUAUAUCUAUCUAUCAUUAUAGUACAAUCAAUUAUUAUUUAAACAAUACUGUAUUUAUUUAAACAUUACAUAGUUAUUAACUUACCUCGAAAAUAAAAUGACUGUAAUAUGAUAUUUCUAUUGAAGGAAAUUUCAUACUCGAAAUAGUUAUAGGCUGUGUUGUAAGAAUGAGAAAUCGAGAGACUUUGAAUUACUGAGUCAGUUUUCUUUUCUAUUUCAACGAAUAAACAUAGAAGCCUUCUCGGUCUAUACUCCCCUAAUUUCUAAGCAUUCAUAAACAAGUUAUGUCAAUAUGCUUGCUCUUCAAUAUGGACAAUUUGGAAAUCAGUUAGGACAUGCAUUAUUUUCAAAACUGUCUGCUGAUAUGGAUGCUGAGAAAACUGGAGUGCCAUAUAAUGUUAAUUAUAAUUAUAUUGAAGAGGUAUUUGAUAAAUGGUUUUCUGGCUUAACCAAAGAUGGAAAACGAUUAGCGAGAGCAAUUCUUGUGGAUACGGAGGAAAAAGUUAUAAAUAAAAUAAUUGAUAAUAAAUAUGAGAGCUGGACAUAUUGUACUAACAAUGCAUUUUAUCAAGCUGCUGGGGGCUCUGGUAAUAAUUGGGCAUAUGGGUAUAUGGAAAAAGGGAUUAGAUUUUAUGAAUUAGUAUCAGAUACUAUUCAAUGUGAGAUCGAGAAAGUAGACCAUUUGGAUGGUUUUCUUUUUCUCCUUAGUUCAGCUGGUGGAACAGGUUCAGGAAUUGGAAGUCAUAUCAUAGAAUUAUUACGAGAAGAAUACAAAAACAAAUCAUUUGUUAGCACAAUCAUAUUACCAUUCCUAUUUGGUGAAAUGAGUACGCAGAAUUAUAAUACUUUGUUAACUUUGGUCAAAUUUUUAGACAAUGCAGAUGCAGUUUUUUUAUUUGAGAAUGAAGAUAUUCAUUUUAUGCUUAAAAAUUUGUUAAACGUAGAUGUUAAAUUAGAAGAUAUUAAUGAUGUAAUAUCUAAAAAUUUAAGCAUAGCUUUUCAACCCAUAAGUGAUAUGCAAAAUAAUUUACAUUCUUUAAUGGCCAAACUAGUUGUAGAACCAUGUUAUAAAUUUGCAACUAUUAAAUCUGUUCCAUUUUUGUCUAUAUUUCCUGAAUAUAAUACAACUAAUACAUGGCAGUCAUAUUUGUACCAAUUGAAACGAAUGCUCAAAAUAUAUUCUACCACCUGUAAUAUAAAAUGUAAAAAAACAAAAAAAUUAUCUCGUGCAUCAUGUUCUACAUCAUCUUCAUUGUAUAGUCAUUCAAUAUCAAAUAUUUUGAUUACUCGUGGAAGUUGUACACAUAAAGACAUACAAACAGAUGAAUUACAAGAGAAAUAUUUAUAUGCAGACUGGAUUACAACUGAUCCAUUUACGCAUUUGCACCAACAACGACAUAUUCUAAAUCAUGAUAAAGCCUUAGCUUUACUUUCAAAUAAUUCUAAUAUUUAUCAUCCAAUUAAUGAAGUACUAGAUAAAGCUUGGAAUUCUUAUAUACAUUCAGCCUUUUUACAUCAUUAUAAAAAAUUUGGUUUAGAAGACGAUGAUUUUUUGAGAACGUUUGUAAAAAUUGAAAAUGUAUUAAAAGAUUACAAGGAAUUAGAUGGAAAAUAGGCUAACGACAAAUGACAGAAACCUAAAAUGAAACAAAUUAAAGAAAUUUGAUAUGAAAAGAAAAAGAAUUUUUAUAGUAUGUCUUUUGUCAUUAAGAUGAAUAACCGUAUGUAAAUGUACAGGAAAAAGUGAGUUUGUAAUAUUGAUUUUAUGUAUAAAUUUUAGAUAUAAAUGCAAAAUACUAUUUAAUAUAAUUACUAUUUAAUAUAAAAGUAAGACUUUUGGAUAUUUUUUGAUUUAUACAAUUUAUAUCUUAUGUUUAUGUGCGAAUAUAAGUUCAGAUUCGACAGCCUA